Cajanus cajan (pigeon pea) is the source of this 1466-nucleotide messenger RNA. RefSeq names its product dof zinc finger protein DOF5.4. Gene Ontology annotation, biological process: regulation of DNA-templated transcription. Gene Ontology annotation, molecular function: DNA-binding transcription factor activity; DNA binding. The record is from RefSeq and is a predicted model, not a curated record. NCBI's taxonomy places the organism in Eukaryota, Viridiplantae, Streptophyta, Magnoliopsida, Fabales, Fabaceae.
AGGGUCGUUUCGGUCAAUUAGCUUCCAACAAAAAAAUAUUAGAAAAAUGGCAGAUAGCGAUACGCCUCGGAUAUUUGUCACUCACAACACUCUUCUUCCUCUCUUCCUCUUCACACCAUUCCCCAAACCUCCUUCCUUAACCUUCACACACCAAAAACAACUCUCUUUCUCUCCUUCCCAAUUUCACCCGGAAAUGCAGGAAAUACAUUCCCUCGGCGGCACCAGGUUCUUCGGCGGCGGCGGCGGCGGCGGUGGCGGAGACCGCAGGCUGAGGCCGCACCACCACAACCACCACCAGCCGCUCAAGUGCCCUCGCUGCGACUCCCUCAACACCGCCGCCGCCGCCACCAGCAACAACAACAACAACAACAACAACGCUUCCUCUUCCGCUCCGGCCACCGCGUCGUCCACUCCGCCGCCGGAGGCGAACUCCAACUCCCACUCCAGCAGCGAAAGCUCCACCCUAACCGUUGCCGCCACGGAGGCGAUGUCGGCGCCGACAUCAAACGUUGCGUCCAACAGCGGUUUCCUUCUGGACAACGUUCGCGACUCGAAGAUGUUCGGUAACGCUAACAACCUCUCUUUGGAAAGUGGUUCCAUUUUCUCGGAGAUUGGAAGCUUCACUAGCCUCAUGGCUUCAAAUAACGAAGCAUUGGGGUUUGGGUUUGGGAAUAGUAAUAAUAAUAACAACAACAACGACACCAGCAACAGCAACAUCCUCGACGCGACGUCUUUACGGUUCGGGGUUUCUCAGCCGGAUGGGAGUGAUCAGGUGCAUGUGGCACCAGGUGGAGAGCAUGGUCAGUGGCAAGCGCAGAGUCAUCAGGAGUUUGGUACGGCGUCGUUUCUCGAUCACGCGGUGCCGCAGCUUGAGUUUUCGUCGAUGCAGCAUAAGAGUGGAUUUGGAUCGUUGGAUUGGCAACCCGGUGCGGAUCAAGGUUUGUUUGACCUUCCUAACACCGUUGAUCAACCUUACUGGGCCCACCACACUCAUUGGUCUGAUCAAGAUAACCCUUCUCUCUUCCAUCUUCCCUGAAAAUCAAAGUACUCAACAAAUUUCCCUCUUUUUUUUUUCUUUUUUUUUUAUAACUUGAGGAAAAAAGAGCAAAGAAUAGUUGGUGAAAACAAAUUGGAAGAGAACCUGGAACUCAUAAUUAGUAAUUACUAAUUACUAUAUGUAAAUUUUUACUUUUUUUUUUUUUUUUGAGAGGUGGUGGGCUUGAGCUUGAUCAUAAGUAGUGAAUAGUGAUGUUCAUGUGUGCAACUAACAUCCAUGUUAGUUUUUUUUUUAUGAUUUUUUUUUAAUGUAUGUAGUUGAAAUUUGAUUUAUUAGGGGGGAAAAACGUAGGAGCGGUGUUAUAAUUUAAUAUAUUGGGGAUUGGUGGUAUGCGAUUGUUAUUUGGAAUUUGAGGGAUUGUAAUGUUAUUCUGGCGUGUAUAUGAUAUAGUAUAUGUUCUUGAUCUGCA